UGUAUGGUGAAUGUUCAACUGAGUUAGGCAAAAUUGCUUACAAAAGAAGGGAAGAAAGAAAAAGGAUACUCACAAGUUUCCUCCCCAGAAGCUUACAAAAAUCCAACUACUAACCUUCCUUCCACUCAAUCAGAUCCCAGCUCAGCAAUCUCACAAAUUUGCUUUAAAAAACCCACUUCUGGUUCUCGAGUAAAGGCACCAGUAUCUCUCUUGAGCAUAUCAUCAGUCAAUUAUCGAGCAACCUUCGAGCAGCAAUGGCCUCCACAAAAAUCUGUGCCCUCUUCAUAGUUUUCUCUAUUCUUCUCCAUUCAUCAUCAUUCACCAGCGCUUGCAACUCAUGCAAGCCACCGAAACCCAUCCCACCUCCCGCAUGCACUCCACCGGCAAAGCCUGCUUCUUGCCCUAAGGAUACGUUGAAGCUAGGCGUCUGUGCCGACGUCCUUGGACUGGUGAACAUCGUGGUGGGAACACCCGCUUCGAGCAAAUGCUGUGGAUUGCUCCAAGGCUUGGCUGAUCUGGAGGCUGCCCUUUGCCUUUGCACCGCCAUUAAAGCCAACGUACUUGGGAUCAACCUCAACGUCCCUGUCACUCUCAGCGUACUCCUUAGUGCAUGCCAGAAGGAAGUCCCUGCAGGCUUCAAAUGCUGAUAGAUUCAUAAAGAAGUACCACAAAAAAUGGGUUCUCGCUGGCUGGGUUUACUCUACUUUCGUAUAUUCAUUAUGGUGUUUGCAGAUUGCCGUUCUUCGUCUUGAUUUGUUGCUUUUAAUCGGUACAUUCCAAAGCUGGAAUAGGGUUUUCUUUUGGCUAUCUGUAAUAUUAUUUCAUAUUUGUGUUGUAGUUUUAGGGUCGUGUCUUUACAAAGGAAGAUUCUGGCCUUGUGUGAAAUAUUUGUUGAAGUUGAUAAGGCAUGUGGGUUAACAUUUUAACUCUUGCCUAAUGUAAUUUUCAUUUUUUUUUGUUAA
Messenger RNA from Hibiscus syriacus, 962 nucleotides. Its product is annotated as pEARLI1-like lipid transfer protein 1. NCBI's taxonomy places the organism in Eukaryota, Viridiplantae, Streptophyta, Magnoliopsida, Malvales, Malvaceae. The record is from RefSeq and is a predicted model, not a curated record. The transcript has a single exon. The coding region runs from base 255 to 647 and encodes 130 amino acids.